CACGCUCCCGCUCCCCUCUCCUCGGCAGCCAUGGCAUGUCAGCCUGUGCUCUGUUCCUGUGCAGACGAUAACAGCAACCAGAGCUCCAUAGCGGACGCCUCUCCCAUCAAACAGGAGAACAGCAGCAACUCCAGCCCUGCCCCCGAGCCCAACGCACCUGUGCCCAGUGACGGCCCCGAAGCCAAGGCUGACGAGGCGCAGGCCGACCGAAAAGAGCACCCUGGAACUGAAGAUGCCUCUGACGAGCAGAAUUCGCAGUCCUCGAUGGAAAACUCAAUGAACAGCUCAGAAAAAGCGGACCAGCAGCCAUCUGCAGAGUCGGGGUUGGCGGCAGCAGAAGCUUCCGCAGUCUCUCAGGAUUUGGAAGGAGUGCCGCCCUCUAAAAAGAUGAAGCUGGAAUGCUCUCAACAGAACUCUGAAGAGAUGUAGACGCCCAGUGGAACCCAUUGGUCCAUGUUUCAUGGCAGGUACCUCCGCAGGCUUAAUCCUAGAACGUCGCCCAAGCGAUUCCUCUCGGGGGCGAACAGAACUAACGUUUCAAGUUUACUAAGUGCAAAUCCAAGAAAAACCUAGAACGGCGGAACUUCUCAGACACUGACGAACUCUGCUGUGAAGCGGAAACCCUCGAGCGACUGUCCCUGGGGAGGCGGGUCGACAGCUCAGGAGUGUGUCUGCACACUGUCUCGGAAGCCAAGAUUACAUUUGUGUUGCUGCUG
Messenger RNA from Peromyscus leucopus (white-footed mouse), 716 nucleotides. Its product is annotated as B-cell CLL/lymphoma 7 protein family member A-like. The transcript has a single exon. NCBI's taxonomy places the organism in Eukaryota, Metazoa, Chordata, Mammalia, Rodentia, Cricetidae. The record is from RefSeq and is a predicted model, not a curated record. Bases 31 to 429 code for a protein of 132 amino acids.